Vigna umbellata (rice bean) is the source of this 366-nucleotide messenger RNA. NCBI's taxonomy places the organism in Eukaryota, Viridiplantae, Streptophyta, Magnoliopsida, Fabales, Fabaceae. The record is from RefSeq and is a predicted model, not a curated record.
AUGGACAGCCACUUGGAUGAUCCUAGCUCCUAUCGAAGACUGAUAGGGAAGUUACUCUAUCUCACCAAUACUAGACCUGAUUUGUGUUUCUCUGUUAAUUUGUUAAGUCAGUUUAUGCAAUCUCCCACUAACUAUCAUUAUCGGGCUGUACAACAUAUUCUUAGGUACAUAAAAUCUAAGCCUUCGGAGGGAUUAUUUUUUGCAGUUGACUCUCCAAUACUCCUAAAGGCCUUCAAUGAUUCAGAUUGGGCAACCUGUCACAAUACUAGAAGGUCUACUACAGGCUUUUGUAUCUUCCUUGCAUCAUCCCUCAUCUCAUGGAAAUUCAAUAAGCAGAGACCGUUUCCAGAUCCUCCACCGAAGUAG